Messenger RNA from Sorghum bicolor (sorghum), 1653 nucleotides. Its product is annotated as probable E3 ubiquitin-protein ligase ARI7. NCBI's taxonomy places the organism in Eukaryota, Viridiplantae, Streptophyta, Magnoliopsida, Poales, Poaceae. Gene Ontology annotation, biological process: ubiquitin-dependent protein catabolic process; positive regulation of proteasomal ubiquitin-dependent protein catabolic process; protein polyubiquitination. The transcript has a single exon. The coding region runs from base 1 to 1653 and encodes 550 amino acids. Gene Ontology annotation, cellular component: cytoplasm; ubiquitin ligase complex. The record is from RefSeq and is a predicted model, not a curated record. Gene Ontology annotation, molecular function: ubiquitin conjugating enzyme binding; ubiquitin protein ligase activity; zinc ion binding.
AUGAAAUACUACUACAGCGACGGCGAGGAAUCGUAUAAUUCGUAUGACGAUGACGACAGCGAGAAUUACUCCAGCAGCGUGGAAGACGACGCCAUGGAUGAGGAUGAGUCCUGCCAAAGCGACGGCGACGACGUCGGAGGCGACGUCGUCAGCGACAACGACGAUGAUAUGCCGCAGGCCGCCGAGAGAAACGAUAAGGGCUACAUUUUCGAGACCGAGGCGGACGUGCGCAAGCGUCAAGACGAGGUCACGGCGAGUGUUUCCGAGCUGCUGUCGGUCCCGUGGGGGUUGGCCGCCGUCUUCCUGCGGCACUGCCGGUGGGACGCCGAGCGGCUGGAGAACGAGUGGUUCGCCGACGAGCGGCGCGUCCGCGAGGCCGUCGGCCUGACGGCGGAGCAGGGCGACGCCGCCACGUCGGUCAACGACCGGCCGCUCACCUGCGCCAUAUGCUUCGACGUCCACUCCGCCGGCGAGAUGAUCUCGGCGGGCUGCGCGCACUACUACUGCCGCGAGUGCUGGGGCGGCUACAUCCACGCGGCGGUGGGCGACGGCGCGCGGUGCCUGGUGCUGCGGUGCCCGGACCCGAGCUGCGGCGCGCCCGUGACGCGGGAGCUGGUGCGCGAGGUCUUCGCCGCCGGCGAGGACGACGACGACGACAGGGCGCGGUACGAGGCGUUCGUGGUCCGGUCGUACGUGGAGGAAGGCACGAGCAAGUACGUCCGGUGGUGCCCCGGGCCCGGGUGCACGCUGGCGGUCCGUGCCGAGCCCGGGUCGGCGCCGUACGAGGUGGCGUGCUGCAAGUGCAGGCACGUGUUCUGCUUCCGGUGCGGCGAGGAGGCGCACCGGCCGGCGUCGUGCGGGACGGCGCGGGAGUGGGUGACCAAGAACAGCUCCGACGGGGAGAACGACAACUGGGUGGUGGCCAACACGAAGCACUGCCCCAGCUGCCGGGUGGCGAUCGAGAAGAACCAGGGGUGCAACCACAUGACGUGCGCCGCGCCCUGCCUCCACCAGUUCUGCUGGAUCUGCCUCGGCGCGUGGUCGGAGCACGGCGGCAACUACUACCACUGCAACCGCUACGUGGCGCACGCGCCGGAGAACGCCAGGGAGGAGGAGCGGCGGGAGCACGCCAAGGCGUCGCUGGAGAGGUACAUUCACUUCUACGAGCGCUGGGCGGCGCACGGCUCGUCGAUGAAGAAGGCGCGGGAGGACCUCGAGCGGCUGGAGGGCGGGGCGCUGGCGGGUUUCGCCGAGGCCAACGGCGUGUCGCAGGCGGAGCUGGGCUGCCUGGAAGAGGCGUUGGCGCUGAUCAUGGAGUCCCGGCGGGUGCUGAGGUGGACGUACCCGUUCGUGUACUACAUGGACCCGGUGCGCGACGGCAAGAAGAUCGAGCUGUGCGAGCACAUCCAGGGCGAGGCCGAGGACUCGCUGGAGAAGCUGCACAAGUGCGUCGAGAGCGAGUGGGACGAACUGAAGGUGACAGCCGCCGCCCCUGGCGCUGAGUUCGACGCCGCCACUGCCGCUGUGUUCGCCGCAGCGUUUAAGGAGUACAUGUUGAAACUGUUUGUCCUCAACACGGCGACGCGAAACCACUUGAAAAUGCUCGUGGAGGGCUUCGAGUCCGGCCUGCCCGAGUUCGAAGGCACCUUGUGA